Messenger RNA from Periophthalmus magnuspinnatus, 1733 nucleotides. It is a transcript of the gene qtman, whose product is annotated as glycosyltransferase-like domain containing 1. Gene Ontology annotation, molecular function: glycosyltransferase activity. The record is from RefSeq and is a predicted model, not a curated record. Bases 18 to 1220 code for a protein of 400 amino acids. Lineage: Eukaryota; Metazoa; Chordata; Actinopteri; Gobiiformes; Gobiidae. The transcript is spliced from 11 exons.
UUCAGAAGGACGCACUGAUGCAGGAAGUGGCCGGCUCCGGUCCGGUUCUGCUCUUGGAGCCGUUCUAUGGAGGCUCCCACAAACAGCUGAUGGAUCUUCUAGUCCAGGACUCGGACUGGACUCUGUGGACACUUCCCAGUCAUAAGUGGCACUGGAGAGCCAGAACCUCAGCCCUAGUCUACAGCCAGACCCUGCCCCGGGACCACCAGUACAGAGUCCUGUUCUGCUCCUCGGUCCUGAAUCUAUGUGAGCUCGUGGCUCUAAGGCCGGAUUUGGCCAGACUAAAGAAAAUCCUGUACUUUCAUGAAAACCAGCUGGUCUACCCCCGACAGAAGCCCCAGCACCGAGACUUCCAGUAUGGCUACAACCAGAUCCUGUCCUGUCUCGUUGCAGAUGAGGUGGUGUUUAACUCUCAGUUUAACCUGGAUUCGUUCGUCGGAUCUCUGAGGUCUUUCCUCAAACAGAUUCCGGAUCCCAGACCUCAGGACCUGGAAUACAGGAUUCGGUCCAAGUCCCGAGUCCUGUUCUUCCCCCUGGACCUGCCCCAAGUUGAGCCAUUUCUUCCUGAACACAAACGACAGAGACGACCUCGAGUCCAGGAUCAGAGCCCCCGACCCGAGACGAGAUCGGAUGCACAGUCAGAACCUGGUCUAGACUCAGAUGGGGGUCCAGAGUGUGCUCCAGACCAGGUCCAGCCUCUGCACAUCGUGUGGCCCCAUAGAUGGGAGCAUGACAAAAACCCGGCGCUGCUCUUCUGGGUCUUGCUAAGACUCAAAGACCGAGGUCUUGAUUUCAGAGUGUCUGUUCUCGGGGAGAGGUUCUCCGAGGAGCCAGAGGUCUUUGCUGAGUCCCGGGACCUUCUAGAGAACCACAUUCUUCACUGGGGCUUCCUCGAGAGCAAAGACCAGUUCUACAAAGUCCUGACCGAGUCCGAUCUGGUCCUGUCCACUGCCAAGCACGAGUUUUACGGGGUCUCCAUGUUGGAGGCGGUUCACUGUGGGUGCUUUCCUCUGGUUCCUGAUGCUUUGGUUUAUCCAGAAAUAUUCCCAGACCAAUACAGGUACAGGACUCCAGAUCAGCUCUGCAAAAAACUCAUGCGAUUCUGUAAAAGACCUGAUCUCGUUCGGACCCACACUGUUCAGGUGGACAUGUCUCGGUUUUCCUGGACGACUCUAAAGCCUCAGUUUUUGGACUUGCUGUCACAAACAGGAGGAACAUAACUCUAGAGGUGGAGAAACCGUGACUCUCACUGACGGAGCGGCUCCAGGAAAGACUGUAACUUUACCCGUUAUAAUUAUUGUAAUUAAUUUGCUGAUGUUUGAGUGGGACUCCUCGGGUCCUCGGCUCCUGUCGGACUCUGCAACAGGCGCUGAGUGAAAUGCCUCGAUAACCUGCAUUUAAGUCCGUUAGAAAACAGAUGAACACAAGCGGAUUCGUGUCUAGGUUAAUAUUUUAUUAAAGUUUCAGGUACAAUGUUUCAGGAAAUGGGCCAAAAACAGUGACAGGAGUUAAAGGAGAAACUGCAGCACAUGGUGGUCAUUUUGUGUCAAACAUAUUUACAACAACUGUAUGUAUAUUUUAUUUUAAAUCUCAUAAACGUGACCUGUGACCCUAAAAUAAAAGUGUUUUCUUAUAAUUGUGUUUGUCACAGGGACGUGCGGUCAGGGGAGGCAGGGGAGGCAGAGCCUCACCUGUCAUCAUGACAAGUAAAAAAAAUAAAUAAUUAUAACAUC